CAGGUGAUACCAGAAACACAUAUAUAAGAAACCCAGAUUACAUUUUUAAGGUUUUUUUUUCGAAAGAAAUUGGAUUAAUCACAAACAUGAAGACGAUACCAUUGAUAUUAUCGACAGUCGUGGCUGUGAACGCCAUCCAGCCUGCCUUGUUCAACAUCCGACCACGUAUCAUGACCCAGACGUCGUUCAUCUCCAAGAUCACUAACAGAGUGGACGCUAUUGACAAGUGUAAAAUGUGCGUCGAUGUCUCCUUCGAAAUUUGCAACAACGUUCUCAACAUAAUUCUCAGUCCCAGGACGAUUGGACUGACCUAUGUGUCCAAAAACGGAACUGGAACCGGGCAAAUAGUUGUAGUCAUCCACACCAUUGAUGGGGUCCCAGUAGACGGUGGAUUCCUGAACGACGCUGCCCCAGCUGGAACCUACCACCGCGGCUUCAACCUAAAGGCUCAACCAGAUCCCGACUGCGACCCCAGUCAAGAAGACCGUGAAAAGUGGCUCCCAGGAGACUACACCAUGCAUAUUGACCUCUGCACGGCGAAUGUGGAAGCAAACACCCACACAGUAAACUAUACGACACUUGUAAUAUUACAUUCACCAUCACCAAAUGAGUGAAAACAACUGUCGUUCUAUACUAGGUGGCAAUAAAAACGCAAUCUCGG
Messenger RNA from Gigantopelta aegis, 661 nucleotides. RefSeq lists its product as uncharacterized. NCBI's taxonomy places the organism in Eukaryota, Metazoa, Mollusca, Gastropoda, Neomphalida, Peltospiridae. The record is from RefSeq and is a predicted model, not a curated record. The transcript is spliced from 5 exons. The coding region runs from base 87 to 614 and encodes 175 amino acids.